AUGUCUCCAAAAUGCCCAGACAGACUGCUACCAAAGAUCCAAUGGAAGAAUCAGGAUCAAUAUGUUGACUAUGGGAAGAAGCUCAAUCUUAAUCAGAUUGGAGCAACUGUUCCAGCUACUAUUCCAGCUAUAGUUCCUGGUGCUUCAGCAUCCACAAGUGGAGCAUCAAGUGUUGUGGGAAGCACUAACACAUCUUUGCGAUUUGCUCGUACUCAAGGUAAUCAAAUGAUGCAAUUUCCUUUGGGAAUGCAGCUCAUGCAGAUUCCAACUCAAGGUGGCGACACUGUUACUCUUCCUUACUCAAUGAAUGCUAACGUUGAGAUUGCGUUCAGUGGAAUGCAACUUGGCCAUCAAGGACUCGGUGGUGCUCAAGUGCGCCAAGGAUUCAAUGCAACUCAAGCUCGAACUCCGCAGGUCAUGAAGACUGGUUAUUACGAUAUGUCAAAUCUCUUCCACAAUGCUAUCAAGGGAAAGGAUGAGAAUGGCAAUGAUGUCUAUCUUAUUCCAUGUCCUGCUGGUAUGACAAAUAUCGAACUUCAAGCCGAGUGGCACUAUGCUAGUUAA
Molecule: messenger RNA, 564 nt
Organism: Cylindrotheca closterium
Lineage: Eukaryota; Bacillariophyta; Bacillariophyceae; Bacillariales; Bacillariaceae
Source: the annotation of a GenBank genome assembly